GAGCGCGGCCCCGGGGGCGGGCAGGGGAGAAUCCGGCGGCGGGCCAGCCCCGCCGUCCUUUUCCCCCCGCACGCCCGUCGACCUUGUGGGCGGAAGCUUCCCGGAGCUGCUCACGCCCGCGCCAUGGCGACUGCUGCGGAGACCGAGGCCUCUUCGACGGAUGGGAGCUGGGGAGGCUGCGGCGGCGGCGGAGACGACGGGAUGAAGCCAGCGCUUCCGGAGCCGGAGUCCUCGCCACAAGAUGGCGGCGGCAGCUUCUUCUCCGCCGCGGAGCUCGGCGGCGGCGGCGGUGCGGGGCCAGAGGAGACCGCCCGGAGCCACUGCAACGAGCAGCCUCAGCACGCUUCCGAGGCGGCCGCGGCCGCUGUCCCCAAAGGCGCCGAAGAGCCGGAAAGGCCCCUUAGGCGGAGUUUUCAGAUCCCCAGGAAGAGCAGAGAAAAGAAAGCACUUUUCCAGUCAUUAACUCCAGGCUCUAGAGAAUUUGAAGAUGUUUUAAAUAUUCUCCAUUCAUCUUACCUUGAGCCAUCCUCAGUAACACAUUUUAACUAUAGAAGAGCUUGCUUGAUACAUAAUGAACUUUUGGAAAAAGAGUUUACAGAAAAGAGAAGAGAGCUGAAGUUUGAUGGUCGAUUGGAUAAGGAACUUUCAGAAUCUUACGCAUUUCUUAUGGUUGAUCGAUAUCAGGUUCAAAGCAUAUGUGAAAAAGGAUUGCAAGUGGGCCAGUCCAAAAUAACCAUUCUUGGCAGUCCUUCCAUGGGUAUCUAUCUGUGUAGAUAUGCAGAUCUCUUACAGGCUAAUCCUUUGGAAGUUGGGGCAGUGGGAGAUGUUGUUAUUUUUAAAAUAAUGAAGGGUAAAAUAAAGAGUAUUUAUGAUCCUCUGAGUGUAAAAAGCUUGGAGCCCGUGUUGAAUAAAAAUGCUUUGGAUCCUACACCAAAGCAUGAAUGUCAUGUGUCUAAAAAUGCCAGUAGAAUUACAUCCCUUUUGGCCUACAGAGCCUAUGAGCUUACUCAGUAUUAUUUUUACGAGUAUGGCUUUGAUGAACUAAGACAAAGACCAAGACAUGUUUGUCCAUAUGCAGUUGUGUCUUUUACUUACAAAGAUGAUAAACAAACUACAAAGUUUAUGUCUUCACUGAGAUCUAACAGCUUUAAUGCAGAUAGAAACAUAGAAAGAGUUUACUACACAGUGUGGAAAGGACAACUUUUAAAUAAAGGAAAGCUUCUGUGUUACAUUUCUUUGAGGUCAGCCACUCGUGCCUUUUUGCCUAUCAAGCUUCCUGAGAAGUUAGAUGUUGAAACAGUUAUGAGUAUUGAUUAUUUGAAACAGAAAAUUUCUCCUGCAUUGUUUAAUAAAGACACAUACUUGGGUCCUAAUGAAGUUUUAAAGAAUGGGAUGUAUUGUAGUCUCUAUGAAGUUGUAGAAAAGACAAGAAUUGGAAGUAACAUGGAGUGCUUACUGCAAAAACUGGAGAAAGAAAAACUUGUUCUUGUUAAACCUUUAGGAGACCGAGGAUAUCUUUUUCUUCUCUCUCCAUGCCAGAUGAUUUCUCCAUAUGAACAUCAGAAUGUCAAGUCUCGAAUCCUACAUGCUUUGUUUUUGUUUCAAGAACCUAGAUGCAUAAUUAUCACACAAAAGGGUGUAAUGAAUCCAGCACCACAGGAAAAACAUGAGAGCAUAUCAGAUAUAUUAAAAAUAACUCAGUUUUUACAGUUUGCUUUGAUUCAGUGUCGAAAAGAAUUCCAAGAUAUAAACACUAUAAAUUUUCAUUCUGUUGUUGAAAAGUACGUAAGUGAAUUUUUUAAGCGAGGUUUUGGUUCAGGUAAGCGAGAGUUUUUCAUGUUUUCAUAUGAUUCACGAUUAGAUGAUAAAAAAUUCCUAUACUCAGCACCAAGAAAUAAAUAUCAUAUUGACGACUGCUUACAUACCUACAUUUUUCAGCCAGAAAUGUAUCAAUUACCUAUUUUUAAAUUAAAAGAGUUAUUUGAAGAAAAUCGAAAACGUCACCAAUUUAGUCCACUUUCAGAUUAUGAAGUUCAAGAUGAAGAAAUUAAUGGUUCAAAAAUGAAAUUUGGAAAACGAAAUAGCUCAAGGGGUGAAACUACUGAUGCUGUACAGCAGAAGUCGUCUCACUCUCUAGAUUAUGAUAAGGAUAGAGUCAAAGAGUUGAUUAAUUUAAUUCAGUGUACAAAAAAAAAUGUGGGUGGAGACCCAGAUACAGAAGAUACUAGAAGCAAAAAUGUCUUGAAGAGGAAGCUUGAGGAUCUACCUGAAAAUAUGAGAAAGUUCGCCAAAACCAGCAAUUCAUCUGAUAAUUACCAUCUGUAUGAAGAGUCUCCACAGUCUGUUGGCUUACUUGGACACGAUCCUAACUUGAGACUGCAACAGGAAGAGGCAUGUAACAUUGGAGACGUCCAUAAGCUUUAUAAUUGGUUAUCAGAAGCAUUAGCAAAUGAACGACACUCAGAUGCAAGGCACUCAGAUGCAUUCCUGACAGAUACAGUCAACAAGGCUUUAGGACUGAGUAGCAGUGGUGCCUGUGAAGAGCUAAGACAAAAGUGUGACUAUGAGCUGAAUCCUCCUUUAGAUAAGAAAGACUGUGAGCAGCCUGCUUGUACAAAAGUUGAAAAUGUUCAUUUUAAGGGUGCUCAGAGCCCACUGCUAGAAGUUGAUGCAGCGUCUGUAAAGUACCCUACUCUUGUUUCUACCAGUGAGGAUCCUAAUUUAAUUAAUGUCAGUAAUUUUGAAGAGUGCAGUCUGUGUCCCACUGUUUCCAUUGAGCAUGGAUUCCUUAGACAACAUUCUAAGUCACAUGAUGAAGAAGAGACAGAAAUACAUUGGAAAUUAAUUCCAAUUACAGGAGGGAAUGCAAGAAGCCCAGAAGACCAGCAUGGGAAACAUGGUGAGAAACAAACACCAGGAAUAAAAUCACCAGGAGAACCACUGGUAUGUCUGCCACCACUGGAGGCCUUUCCUCACGACCCUCGGGUAAUAAGUAGAGAAAGAAGUGCUGAUUACCAGUUUCCACCCUCUCCGUUUACAGACACUGUAAAGGGCACCACUGAGGAGGACCUGGAGACAGGUCAGGUGCUGACAGUGGAAGAGCAGUGUGUGCCAGCAGCAGAGCCUCCUGCAGUGAGUGAGACUACAGAGAACACAGUGUUAGGAGAGUUCCAUCUCUUUUCUAGAAAGAUUGAAGAGAUUUUGAAGCAAAAGAAUGUUUCAUAUGUUAGUACAAUUUCCACACCUAUCUUUUCAGCACAAGAGAAGAUGAAUCGCCUUUCUGAGUUCAUAUAUUCUAAGACUUCAAAAGCUGGUGUACAGGAAUUUGUAGAUGGUUUGCACGAAAAACUAAAUACUAUUAUUAUUAAAGCAUCAGCUAAGGGUGGGAAUAUGCCACCAGUAAGCCCUAAUCAUUCUCAUACAACAGCAUUGAAUUCCCUGGGAAGGCAUAUUGUAUCAAUUUCUUCAAGUGACUUCAACAGUAAAGACCUUUUUCAGCCACCGUGUCCUGAGCCUUUAAAAGAUAUCAGUUCUAAUGAACAGUAUUCCUCUUCGAUUGAAGUAGAAAUGAACCAGCUACACCACUGCAAGGAGUUAAUAUUGACUUCUGAUCACACUGUACCUGGUGAUACUGCCCUGGAACCAGUAGAAAAAGAAAUAACAAAAUCACCUGGCGACAUAAACAUUUCUGCACAACCUGCUCUUUCAAAUUUUAUAAGCCAGUUAGAACCUGAAGUAUUUAAUAGUUUAGUUAAAAUAAUGAAAGAUGUCCAGAAAAAUACUGUGAAGUUUUACAUUCAUGAAGAAGAGGAGAGUGUGCUUUGCAAAGAAAUAAAGGAGUAUCUUACCAAAUUAGGCAAUACAGAAUGUCAUCCAGAUCAGUUUUUGGAAAGAAGGUCAACCUUAGAUAAACUAUUGAUUAUUAUUCAAAAUGAAGACAUUGCAGAUUUCAUCCACAAGGUACCUGGCUUGGUGACUUUAAAGAAGCUCCCAUGUGUCAGUUUUGCUGGUGUUGACAGCCUGGAUGAUGUUAAAAACCAUACAUACAAUGAGUUAUUUGUGUCUGGUGGUUUUAUUGUGUCUGAUGAAUCAAUCCUAAAUCCAGAGGUUGUCACAAUUGAGAGCCUUAAAAUUUUUUUAACAUUCCUUGAAGAACUUAGUACUCCAGAAGGGAAAUGGCAAUGGAAAAUCCACUGUAAAUUUCAAAAGAAACUGAAGGAACUGGGCAGAUUAAAUACUAAAGCUCUGAGUCUGCUGUCUCUUCUAAAUGUGUAUCAGAAGAAACAUCUGGUUGAGAUUUUAUCCUAUCACAAUUGUGACUCACAAACACGAAAUGCUCCGGAAAUGGACUGCCUUAUCAGGCUUCAGGCUCAGAACAUACAGCAGCGACACAUAGUCUUUCUAACAGAGAAGACUAUCAAGAUGGUUUCCAGUUAUACAGAUAAUGGAAUUGUGGUUGCAACUGCUGAAGACUUUAUGCAAAACUUUAAAAGUCUUGUGGGAUAUCACAGCUCAGUCACAGAAGAAAAUCUUCCGCAGCUUGGUGCUAAUGAGACUCUUGAGUCACAGUCAGCUCUUUUAGAAAACGGUGAAAAGGAUGAAGAGGAUAUGUCUCUGGAUUCAGGGGACGAAAUCUCACAUAUAGAAGUAUUCAGCAGUUUUCAUUCAGAAAUAUUGGCGAGAGAGACCAAAGGAUCAAGUGGAACAGAUCAAAAAAACAAUAAUCAAAUUGAAUUGCAGUCAUCUCUUGACGUGCAAAACAGUUUAUUAGAAGAUAAGACUUCCCAUAUUGAUUGUGAAGAGAGAGCUCCUAUUGAUAGAGUAUGCUCUGAAGGAUCAGCAGAACAAGAUUCAUAUAGCAACGUUCAGGCUUAUCAAAGUCAAUUAGAAAUGUCCCGCCAGUUUAGUCACUUUAAUGUUCUCACUCAUCAGACGUUUCUGGGGACACCAUAUGCCCUUGCAUCAACUCAGUCUCAAGAAGAUGAAAAUUACUUUUUAUCUGCUUACAAAAACUUGGAUAGAGAGAAAUCUCCAUUAAGUUAAAGAUGUGUCCAAAGAUAAAUUACAAUAACUCAAAAAAAAAAUGAAAAGAAAAAAAAUAGGUUAUGGACUUUUUUUGAGUUUCUGAAAAGUGAAUUGAUGUUUUUCAAGUUUCCUAACUUUUAAGAAUUUUUUUUCUUUCCCAUUUACUUAAAUCAUGAUGACCUGUAACAUUCGAAGCAUCUAAAAAUUGAAAUAAAUAUCUUUUUUGGACAUAUUGUAAUCAAAUUAACUCAUGUUGGCACCUUCCAGUCUCACAUUUGUUACCUGUAUUUGAGCUUCAAAUUGAAGUCUGUUUUAUAUGUAAAAUUUGAUGUUUAUAAAAGAAUGGUAAAUAGAAAUGAUUUUCUUUAAUGUCAGAUGAUAACUUUGCUGAAAUGUCAAUUAUUUAUUUUGAUUAAAGCUUUUGUAUAGUGUUUUUACACAGGUAUAAGCCAGCAGUGUCAAUAUUUAUAGGAUUUUGGCUCAGUACCUCAAGCUAUAUCUAACAGUGCAAUUGCAAUUUAGCAAACCUAUGUCUACAACACCAAGUAGCAUUUUCUCAGUCUUCAGGUUUAGCUGUGUAAAAUUUUAGCUUCACUUAUGUUUUUGUCAGCCUUUUGAGAUCCUUGAUAAAUACUGUUGUGUGAUCCUAUAGUCAAAUGAACUUUUUAAGAUGGAGCAUCUGUUUUCAAUGGUAUUGGAUAAUUUUGGAACAGAUCUUUGAGGUGGUCUUAAUUAGAACUAGUUACAUACCUUAGUGCUAUACUAAAUCUAUACAAAAACUGGUAGAGAUAAAUUUCAAGCCCUUAUAUAACUUACAUCCCUUGCUUACCGAGAAUACUAUAUUGUGAAAACUGGGGCAUUUCCACUUUUAAUACAAUGAAAACAAAAUUUAUAGAAAAGAACCACAGGUUUCUGAAAUGAAUUUGAGUGCUUUGAGUAAGAGUUUAGCUCAGUGUGUUAAUAAUAGUACUUCUCAUGCCCUCAACACUGCUAACAGGUCAGAGGUCUCUAGACUCUAGCAUGGUAAGUAGAAAGUAAGUUUACGUCUUAGUAUGACAGAGAUCAUUUUUUUUAAACUAUAAAUUGUUUUAUUGUCUUUAAAAAAUAGAGCAUUUCCUUACAUAAUGUGAAGUUUUUCAUUGGGUGCUUGGAAAAUGCAGUUGAGUGGUGAGCAUAUUUAAAAUGAAGAACUAAAAUUAUCUUCUUGGUUUGCAGUUAAGGGUAUGAGAUUCGUUUCCAGCUCCUUUUGUUUCUGGAGAAGACCCUGCAAUCAUAUUGAUAGUUAGUGAAGGUGUGAUAGCCAACUUAAAUACAUGGUAGGGAAAAAUUAUUGGCUCAGGAUAGAACUGUUAUUGGACAUAGCUCAAGUUUCAUCUUUUUAAAUUUUUGUAGUGGUCCCUCCUCCUUUGGGUGUUACCUAGCUAGAGUAUUUUCUACUAUAUAAGCAACAUGGAUGAUUUCUUUCAAAAUCAUGAGAAGACACAGUCAGAGUCUUAUCUUAGCUCUGCUGAAACAGAGUAAGGGUUAUGGUGAAGUAUGACCAUCACACUUUUUUCUCUUGUUCCUUUGUGUGAGUUACCAAGGUUGAGUAAUGUGCUCAAGCUGUAUGUAACCAGAGGUAGCACUUAAAGGAUACAAGUAAAUGGGUUAGUUUUCUAGCUUUAGGAAGAAUAAUAAAGGGUAAGCAACACAUGAGACAAAUUCUUCUCAAAUACAGUGUAAUAGGCCCCCGGGUAGGUUUCAGCACAUUACUGGGUUUUAUUUUUGCUUGUAUAAAAACUUACCAAAAAAAAAAAAAAUCACAGGAAUGGAGAAGUGUCUGGUGAAUAGUUCCAUGUAUAUAAUUUCAUUCUUGGAACAGAUCUGUUCUGUUCUAAAGUUACAAAGAAUGGACCAUAUUGGUUAAAAUUGACUAAAGCAUAAUUGUAUAUUUGUUUCUUUGGUUUUAGCACUUUAUUGUGUUUUGAUGUUUAAAUGUACAUAUUUUUAAAUAAAAACUGUCUUAAUAUCCAAA
Molecule: messenger RNA, 7039 nt
Organism: Myodes glareolus (Bank vole)
Lineage: Eukaryota; Metazoa; Chordata; Mammalia; Rodentia; Cricetidae
Gene: Tasor
Product: transcription activation suppressor
Biological process (GO): protein localization to heterochromatin; negative regulation of gene expression, epigenetic
Cellular component (GO): nucleoplasm; heterochromatin
Molecular function (GO): chromatin binding
Source: RefSeq, a predicted model, not a curated record